Messenger RNA from Lottia gigantea (owl limpet), 471 nucleotides. RefSeq lists its product as hypothetical. The annotation marks the transcript as partial. The transcript is spliced from 4 exons. Gene Ontology annotation, biological process: signal transduction. Lineage: Eukaryota; Metazoa; Mollusca; Gastropoda; Lottiidae. Gene Ontology annotation, cellular component: cytoplasm. The record is from RefSeq and is a predicted model, not a curated record.
UUGUUGGAUAAAUACCUUAUACCUAAAGCUAGAGAACGAUUGGAAGGUGAGAAAGAUGAUCAGAAAUGUUUUGAUAGUCUGGUAUUUUAUUUAAAAAUGAAGGGAGAUUACUAUCGUUAUUUGGCUGAAGUUAGUCAGAGUGAUGAAAAAGACAAAGUGGUUGAAGCUUCUAAGCAGUCUUACCAAGAUGCAAAAAAAAUUGCAGAAAACAUGCAGACUACACAUCCUAUUCGAUUGGGGUUGGCCCUGAAUUUUUCAGUUUUCUAUUAUGAGAUCAUGAAUAGUCCUGAUAAGGCCUGUGAAUUAGCUAAAAGUGCAUUUGAUGAAGCUAUAACCUGUCUAGAUACCCUGAAUGAAGAUUCGUAUAAAGAUAGCACAUUGAUCAUGCAGCUGCUGAGAGACAAUUUAACACUUUGGACGUCUGACAACCAGGCUGAGGAAACUGAUGCUACUGAAACAGAGCAACAGUGA